GUCCCUCUUUCGCCCCUCUCUUACCUUUCCCCUCGUUUUCUGAAGAUGUCGAACGGAACUGUCACCGCACCGAACCACUACGCCGACGGUCGUCAGGAGAGUCGCGUCGAGAACUACACCAAGUUCUGGCAAAAGGACGUCAGCAAGGAGUCCGAGGCCGACAACCAGGCCCGUCUCGACUCCUACACGGACGUCAUCAACGGCUACUACGACGGCGCGACAGAGCUGUACGAGUACGGCUGGGCAGACUCGUUCCACUUCUCGCGGUUCUUCAAGGGCGAGGCCUUCGCGGCCUCGCUCGCGCGGCACGAGCACUACCUCGCCUCGCAGAUGGUGCUGCGCCCCGGCAUGCGCGUGCUCGACGUCGGGUGCGGUGUCGGCGGCCCCGCGCGCGCGAUUGCGCGCUUCUCGGACGCGCAUGUCACAGGCUUGAACAACAAUGACUUUCAGCUGCAGCGCGCGCGCAAGUACACGAAGCAGGCGGGGCUUGCGCACCAGGUCGACUUUGUGAAGGGGGACUUUAUGAAGCUGAGCGAGCAGUUUGGGCCGAACUCGUUUGAUGCUGUUUAUGCGAUCGAGGCUACCGUCCACGCGCCCUCGUUCGAGGGUGUCUAUGGUGAGAUCAUGAAGGUUCUCAAGCCCGGAGGAGUCUUCGGCGUCUACGAAUGGGUGAUGACCGACGAAUGGGACCCGUCCAUCCCGUCGCACAAGGCGCUCGCUCACGGGAUCGAGCUGGGCAACGGGAUCCCCGAGAUGCGGCCGAUCAGCAACGCGCGCGAGGCGCUGAAGAAGGUCGGGUUCACGAUCGAGCACGAGGAGGACCUGGCGGACCGGCCGGACGAGGUGCGGUGGUACUACCCGCUGGAGGGCGACAUCUGGAAGGCGCAGACGGCGUGGGACUACUUUACGGUGUGGCGGAUGAGCUGGUCGGGGAAGCUGGUGUCGCACACGGCGAUCCGGGUGAUGGAGAUGGUGGGGAUGGUGCCCAAGGGGACGUAUGAGGUGGGCGAGUCGCUCAAGGUUGCGGCGGAUGCGCUUGUGCGCGGUGGGCAGACGAAGUUGUUCACGCCGAUGUACCUGUGUGUGUGCCGCAAGCCUGCCAACUAGGAGAGAGGAGAGUAUUAUACCCUAUUGCUAGUAAUAUCUUAGACACUGAAUAUACAUGGGAUUAUGAGGUCACGGACAUCG
Molecule: messenger RNA, 1188 nt
Organism: Coniophora puteana RWD-64-598 SS2
Lineage: Eukaryota; Fungi; Basidiomycota; Agaricomycetes; Boletales; Coniophoraceae
Product: delta-sterol C-methyltransferase
Exons: 5
Coding region: 46-1107 (353 amino acids)
Biological process (GO): ergosterol biosynthetic process
Cellular component (GO): endoplasmic reticulum
Molecular function (GO): sterol 24-C-methyltransferase activity
Source: RefSeq, a predicted model, not a curated record